GGAACGCGACCUGCAGCGGAGGGGACGACCCUCCCACAGCGAGCACUUGAGCGCCGCGGAGAACUUUAAUGCGGGUAGGGGGGGCUGCAGGAAUAUGUUCUAAAAGAAAGCCGAACUUUUCGCUGACAGUCAGAACUUUUCCUGCGCUCCCGGUGUGGAUGUGACCAUGUUAGCGGGGACAUGAGGUAGUGACAGCGGGUGGAGCGGACUGAAGCGGCCGUGGAGGAGACCAGACCCCCCCGCCGCCUCCUCCUCCUGCGGGGAGAAGAUGUUUGAGGAGCGGACCGAGCCGGUUCACACGAUGUGAGCGGACUCUCCCACUCUGCUGGAGGAUUCUUCCACACGGAGAGCUUCUACGAGCCUUCUGAGACGCCGCAUCGCCGCUUUCCCGAACGCUGCUCCCCCCCGGACCAUCCGGACCGUCCGGACCAUGGCCCCGUCACGGGACAGCGGCUCGCGGUUGCCCUGGAGACGGAGCGUGCUCGCGCUGCUGUGGCUGUGUGCGGUGGGCACGCGCGGAGCGGAGGACCGGAGCGGCUUCAACGCCGAGUCAUGGCUGAGGAUGUACGGUUACCUGCCCCAGGCCAGCAGGCAGAUGUCCACCAUGCGGUCCGCUCAGAUCUUGUCCAACGCCGUCAGUGACAUGCAGAGGUUCUACGGGCUGGAGGUCACCGGGCAGAUGGACCCUCAAACCAUCAGCGCCAUGAGGAGACCGCGCUGCGGCGUGCCCGACAAGUUCGGAGGCCAGAUCAAAACCAACGUGCGGCGGAAACGCUACGCCCUCACUGGACACAAAUGGAACAAGAACCACCUGACUUACAGCAUUCAAAACUACACACCCAAGAUUGGAGAGUACAACUCAUACGAGGCCAUCCGCCGAGCCUUCAGAGUCUGGGAGAAGGUCACUCCCUUGACCUUCGACGAAAUCCCCUACCAGGAGAUCAAAUAUGGACGCCGAAAGGAGCCCGACAUCAUGAUCUUCUUUGCUUCGGGCUUCCACGGGGACAGCUCCCCCUUUGACGGGGAGGGCGGCUUCCUCGCUCACGCCUACUUUCCCGGACCCGGAAUGGGCGGAGACACACACUUUGACUCGGACGAACCGUGGACCAUCGGGAACCAGAACGUACAAGGGAACGAUCUCUUCCUGGUGGCGGUCCACGAGUUGGGACACGCUCUGGGUUUGGAGCACUCCAACAACCCUCUGGCCAUCAUGGCGCCUUUCUACCAGUGGAUGGAGACGGAGAACUUCCAGCUGCCCGAUGACGACCGGCGGGGCAUUCAGCAGAUCUACGGUCAGCCGGACGGCAGCCCCACCCAGGCCCUGCCCACCGUGACCCCGCGCCGCCCGGAGCCCCGGCCGCCCGCCGCACCCCCCCGGCACCCCGACCGCCCCCGGACCACCGACAGACCGGACCACUACGGACCAAACAUCUGUGAAGGGAACUUCGACACCGUGGCCAUGCUCCGAGGGGAGAUGUUCGUUUUCAAGGGCCGCUGGUUCUGGAGGGUUCGUCGGAACCGGGUUCUCGAUAACUACCCCAUGCCCAUCAGUCACUUCUGGAGGGGUCUGCCCGGAGACAUCGACGCUGCCUACGAGAGGCACGACGGCAGGUUCGUCUUCUUCAAAGGAAACCGGUUCUGGCUCUUCAGGGAGGCCAACCUGGAGCCGGGGUAUCCGCUGGAGCUGGUGGACUACGGUCAAGAUAUCCCCUACGACCGGAUAGACACAGCCAUCUGGUGGGAGCCUUCAGGCUACACUUACUUCUUCCAAGGAGACUGGUACUGGCGCUUCAACGAGCAGUCGCGCUCGGCCGACAGAGGCUACCCCAAGCCCAUCAGCGUGUGGGGGUCGUCCGUGCCCUCCACUCCCAAGGGGGCUUUCCUGAGCGACGACGGAGCGUUCACGUACUUCUACAAGGGCUCCAAGUACUGGAAGUUUGACAACCACCGCAUGAAGAGCGAGCCGGGCUACCCCAAGUCCAUCCUGAGGGACUUCAUGGGCUGCACCGGGGACCUGGACCCCGACAGGGACGCCGACACGGACUCGGGCCGGAAGUACCCGGACGUCAACCGGCCGCCGUUCAACCCGGACGCGGGCCGCGACGGGGACAAGGGCAGGGACAGGACAGACCGCGGCGGGACGGACAAAGACGCGGGCAAGGGCUCCGACGGCGGCGCGGACGAAGACUACCGCGAGGGCCGCGAGGAAGACACCAACGAGGUGGACGUGGUGCUGAAGGUGGACGACAGCGAGGAGCGGACCAUGAACAUCCUGAUGGUGACCAUCCCGCUGGUCCUGGUGCUGUGCAUCCUGGGACUCAUCUACGCCAUCAUCAACACACUGCAGAGCAAAGGGGCGCCGCGCCUGCUGGUGCACUGCAAGCGCUCGCUUCAGGACUGGGUCUGACCCCCCAGUGCCGGGGGGGAGGUGGGGCUGAGACCCCCACCAACAUGAGGGGAGCAUGGGGGGGCGCUGAACUCUGAACUGGACCUUAGAAGCCCCGCCCAUCUUCCUUUAAUCCCAACCUAAUCUAAUCCCACUCAUCCCGUCUCAGGCUCCUGCAGCUAGUAGUGGUAGUAGAUCCAUGCAGAUACUGUACGCACACACACACACACACACACACACACACACACACACACACACACACACACACACACACACACACCCUAACCUCAUCCUGUCUCCCAUGGUGCUCGACAAUGCGGUGACUGUAGUCUAUUUAUACGAGAGAAGUUUGCACAUUGUGUUUUUUUUCCUUCAUCUUGUUUUGGUUCAUUUUGUGUGACUGUUUGUUGUUGGUUUUUUUUU
Salarias fasciatus (jewelled blenny) is the source of this 2809-nucleotide messenger RNA. It is a transcript of the gene mmp15b, whose product is annotated as matrix metallopeptidase 15b. Gene Ontology annotation, biological process: extracellular matrix organization; proteolysis; collagen catabolic process. Gene Ontology annotation, molecular function: metalloendopeptidase activity; zinc ion binding. The record is from RefSeq and is a predicted model, not a curated record. The transcript has 10 exons. Gene Ontology annotation, cellular component: extracellular matrix. Bases 431 to 2407 code for a protein of 658 amino acids. NCBI's taxonomy places the organism in Eukaryota, Metazoa, Chordata, Actinopteri, Blenniiformes, Blenniidae.